Polyodon spathula (Mississippi paddlefish) is the source of this 2672-nucleotide messenger RNA. RefSeq names its product mitogen-activated protein kinase kinase kinase 3-like. Gene Ontology annotation, biological process: protein phosphorylation. The record is from RefSeq and is a predicted model, not a curated record. Bases 618 to 2429 code for a protein of 603 amino acids. NCBI's taxonomy places the organism in Eukaryota, Metazoa, Chordata, Actinopteri, Acipenseriformes, Polyodontidae. The transcript is spliced from 17 exons. Gene Ontology annotation, molecular function: protein kinase activity; ATP binding; protein binding.
CGACUGGUGACAUCACACAUCUUUGACUGCCAGCAAGAGGGAGGGAGAGAGAGGGAGAGAGAGAGAGAGAGAGAGAGAGAGAGAGAGAGAGAGAGAGAGAGAGAGAAAAAGAGAGAGAGAGAGAGAGAGAGAGAGCAGCGAAAAAGAGAGAAAAGAAACUUUUACUGAAACCUGCAUUGGACCCGACAGUUAGAUAUAGAACCGUCUUCUGAGUUCAGAGAAAACGCGCACUGACAUGUGAAUCAAGACAGGUUUUUGCAGUUCCUGAUUUCAUUGCACUUAGUUGAAGUUCAACGUCUGUCUAUUAAUAUCGUCAGCGCUCUUAGUCCGUCAAUUUCCGUAUUUUGUACCAAAGCAAUCACCAGAUUAGCAUUGCUAGGGAAGGAGCGGAACAGAUUAACAUAUAUAUAUAUAGAGAGAGAGAGAGAGAGAGAGAGAGAGAGAGAGAGAGAGAGAGAGAGAGAGAGAGAGAGAGAGAGAGAGAGAGAGUUUUAUUUUGUAAAGCAAAUGUAUCCCUUCUUGUUGCUUGGAGAACGAGUGUCAGUGGAAACAGGGUGAUCAAGUAAUCGAGGGAGAGAAGCGCUGGCUGUUGUAAAGUAAGAAGACUACAGGUCCUGAUGAUGACCGUAAAUAUGGACGAUGAUGAAGCGCUCAAUUCGAUUAUGAAAGAUCUGGCUGCCCUGGGCCGCUUCGGGGGAUUACUGGAUGGCAGUAAACAAAGAAAUACCUACCUACCUCUCAAGCAGCAAGAUGUCCGAAUCAAACUGGAGCACGAGGGGGAGAAAAGGAUCGUUCAGUUUCGAAGGCCACUGAAAUUCAAAGAGUUGCUUCGGAAGGUGACUGAUGCCUUUGGAGAGCAGAUGGACUUGUAUUACCUGAACAAUGAGCUCCUCGCUCCCUUGCGCUGUCAGGAGGAUUUGGAGAAAGCUGUGCUGUACUUGGACCUCCGCCCGUCCAUGAAGAGCCUGAGGGUGUUAGUGAAGACUCCCAAAAACAACCAUGUGAGCAGCCCAGCUGAUAAACCCCCUGAAAUGAGGAUGUCCAAGUCCAUGGGAGACCUGAAAGGCUCCCCGUUUAAAAGCACUGAGAGGAUCCGCAAACACUCCACAGGUUCUCUGCACACGGGCCGCAGUUCCCCUCCUCCUGGCAGUGUCCCAGAGGAGCAGCAGCAGAUUGCACGGCAGGGGUCCUACACCAGCAUCCACAGCGAGGGCGAGUUUAUUCCCGAGACCCUGGACCAGAACGUACUGGACCCCUUUGGCAGGGCUGACAACUCCCUCUCAGAUAGCUGCCAUUCACUGGACAGCCCUCCAUUCUCACAAUCUGGGACCAGCAGGGACUGGAACUGUAUGAAUCAGAGCCGUGAGUACACAGGCUGUCGAUAUGGCAAAGGCGGGACCUUUCCAAGACAGUUCCACAUCUCCCAUCAUCGCAAGGACUACAGUGAUGGGAGAAGGACAUUCCCACGCAGCUUCAUGCCUCAGGAGAACCUCUUCCAGCUCGUCCCCUCCAGGACACACAGUUACAAUGGGGACAGCACGUCCCCUAGCAUCCAAUACAGUGACCUCAGAACCAUGCGCUGGGACCCAGAGGAGGCUGUGCCCUGUAAGUCCCCUCAGGCGCCCGUGAACUGGAGGUUAGGGAAGCUGCUGGGACGCGGGGCCUUCGGGGAGGUGUACCUCUGCUACGACGCCGACACAGGAAGGGAGCUGGCAGUGAAACAGGUGCCCUUUGACCCCGAGAGUCACGAAACCAGCAAGGAGGUGAACUCCUUGGAGUGCGAGAUUCAGCUGCUGAAGAACCUUCACCAUGAAAGGAUCGUGCAGUACUACGGCUGCUUGCGGGACCCUGAGGAGAAGAAGCUCUCCAUCUUCGUGGAGUUCAUGCCGGGGGGCUCGAUAAAGGACCAGUUGAAAGCCUAUGGCGCACUCACUGAGAGUGUGACGAGGAGGUACACCAGACAGAUCCUGCAGGGAGUCUUCUACCUCCACAGUAACAUGAUUGUGCAUCGAGACAUCAAAGGAGCCAACAUUUUGAGAGACUCCUCGGGCAAUGUGAAGCUAGGUGAUUUUGGCGCCAGCAAGCGCAUCCAGACCAUCUGCAUGUCAGGCAGUGGGAUGAAGUCUGUGACCGGAACUCCGUACUGGAUGAGCCCCGAGGUGAUCAGUGGAGAAGGGUACGGCAGGAAAGCAGACGUCUGGAGCGUGGGCUGCACGGUGGUGGAGAUGCUGACGGAGAAGCCCCCCUGGGCGGAGUACGAAGCCAUGGCUGCUAUCUUCAAAAUCGCCACCCAGCCAACCAAGCCCAGGCUGCCGGAGGGUGUGUCCGACUCCUGCAGGGACUUCCUCAUGCAGAUCUUUGUGGAGGAGAAGCGGCGGCCCACUGCAGAGGAGCUCCUGGGGCACAGCUUCUUCCAGGGCAGUCUCUAGCGGCCAAGGAGGGAGAAGUCAAGCAAACCGCGUGGGCACUUUCCAAAUGGAUUCCUGUAUUUUUUUGUUUUCCCUGCCGUUUUUGUUUUUGGUGGGGCAACCCGAAGAGGGGUAAAAAAGAAAUCCCUGCAGCGCAUACAACACAGCGGCUCCGCGCACUACCCGGGAAUCCCAGCAGAGGCACUGCAGCUCACACAACACAGCGGCUCCCCGCUCUACCCUGGAAUCCCAGCAGAGGCACUG